AAUACAGAUAAGUUACCUAUCACAGUAACUCUCCGUGAUUAAAUGUACAGUACGGAUAAUCCGUACAGAUUACGGAAUACGGCCGUACCUUACACUUGAUAAGCAUCCCAGCCAGGCAUCCGGGCCAAACAUCCCGGCCAAGCAUCCCGGUCAGGCAUCCCGGCUACCCGGUCCAACAGUUCGAAGGCUCAGCCUUGCAUGUUCAUGUGCCGUCUGUUCCAAGAUACCUGAUGCUCCGGACUUCCGUCCGGAAUCCAACCCCACCCAUCGCGACCACCUCUGAUUCCGCCCGACUCCACGGAGCAGCGCAGCCGCCUUACGACGAUCCCGACACUGACGCACACGAUGGACUAAAGUAGUGGGCAGUCCCGCCAACACUCCCGCCGGCCCCGUCGAAGCCGCCCCGUGUCGCGUGCCCUGCAAGACUCCUGCGUGCUGCACAGUGUACCGAAUACAUGCGACGCUGAGACCGUGCUCCGGGCUGUGUUGGUGCUGGCGCUCUUCUUGGGAAUGUCGGCCAUGCUUCUCCUCCACCAGACCGGCAGCGUCAAGAUCGGCGAGGUGGUGCGCUACAUCGUCACGUACAAGCCCUCGGCCGACCAUAUCCUCCCGUCUCCCGAGUUCCUCUACCUGCGCAUCAAGAACACUUGCGCCAUCGCCCUCCGUGCCGCGUUCGUCCACGGCCCGUACACGCUGUCCGUUGCCGCCGUCCCGUCGACGUUCAAGCCUUUUGAGAAGUUUGAGAAUCCCCGUCGCUAUGGCGUGCCCGAGUUCGAACCCAUGCUCAAGCCCGGCGCCGUCUGGAACUGCCAUCUGGUCGUCCCCGACAACAUCCGCCAGUCUGCAGGCGAGGGCAGCAGCCAGCAUGGCCACUUUGGAGCUGGGCCCGGACAUGAUGAGGACGCUGUGUCUUGGGUCAUAGAGAUCACAUCGCAGGUCAUCUUCUCCGCUUCGGCAUCCGUGCACUACGAAAUACUGCUGGCGCGCGAUGAAAAGUCGCUCAGCCCCGGCUCCGUGAUCCCCAUCAUUGGCAGCCAAGCGCAAGCCCCUCAGCCGGGGCAUGUCAGUGAUUUCCAGCGGAGUGCUGGGGCAUACAGGGACCACCCGGCGCAGCCAAAAGGCGUCUUCUCGAAGGCCAUACACCUCAAAGUGGAGGACACCGCGGCCCUGUGGAACACGCCGCAGCUUCCAGGCUGGGAUGAGAUGGGCUGGCUUCGGGCGAGAGAAAAUGAUGGCGCCGACGCUCCGGUCGAGUCUGUCAUGGAUAGCGCCGAGGCUGAUGAGUCUAGGCGGCGCUCAAGGCACAGGCAGAAGAAGGUCCACCUGGUGAUACUCACGCACGGUUUGCACAGCAACCUUGGCUCAGACAUGCUGUUCCUCAAGGAAAGCAUAGAUGCGGCUGCGAAGCAGGCACGGAUCGACGCGAAAGCGCGCAAAGCUAAAGAGAGGAUUGCGAGGAGCCGCGCCCGCCACUCAGCAGGUGACGCGUCCCCAGCCGUGGAUGGCUCCGGAGAAAGCAGUCAAGCCCCUACUGCGGCUCCUGGAUUUGGAGAGGCGGACGGUCAAGCCAACGGCCAGGGUCAGAGUGGCGAGACAGACGCGGGCGACAUUGAUGAUGAUGAUGAUGACGAUGACGAAGAGGUGGUUGUCCGCGGCUACUCCGGAAAUGCCACCAAAACGGAAAGGGGCAUCAAGUACUUGGGGAAACGCCUUGCUAGGUACAUCCUCUCCAUGACCUACCCGGAUCAGCCCUGCUUGCCGACUGCCAAGGCAGCUUCAGAGGCCAUCGCCCACUCGCUCAAGACGAGUGCGCAGAAGAAGGCUGUCGAAGAAGCUCACAAGCAUAGCUCGGUCCAUCACAUGCCGUCUCCCGCCGGCGGUGGGCGGUUGUACAAAUUCACCAAGAUCAGCUUCAUCGGCCAUUCCCUUGGUGGCCUCGUACAAACGUAUGCCAUUGCGUACAUCCAGAAGCACUCCCCGCGGUUCUUCGAGCUCAUCGAGCCAGUCAACUUUAUUGCUCUGGCUUCCCCGUUCCUUGGCUUGAACCACGAGAAUCCGCUCUAUGUGAAGUUUGCUCUGGACUUCGGCCUGGUCGGGAGGACGGGUCAGGACCUGGGGCUAACCUGGAGGGCGCCGACUAUUGCACGAAGUGGCUGGAGUGCCCUCGUGAGCAACCUUGGAGAGCAGGCGCAGAAGCGCGUUUAUGGGGAGCCGCAGCCCGAGUCCAAGCCACUGCUCCGAAUCCUGCCUACUGGCCCGGCACAUAAGGCGCUUAAGAAGUUCCGGAAUAGGACGGUGUACUCGAACGUGGUCAAUGACGGCAUCGUGCCCCUCCGGACCAGCUGUCUCCUUUUCCUCGAUUGGCAAGGUCUCGGACGGGUGGAAAAGGCCCGCCGAGAGGCAGGCCUCGUGGAAACGGUCGUCGGGUUCGGAUGGGCUGAGCUCACGGGAGCUACCGUCACCACGCCCAGGCUCGCGCCAUGGUCGCCCGACCAGAGUGAAGACAAGGACGAGGCCAGCAGCACGGGCAAGACCACUCCCGCCGGCCCUGCUGGAGAUUCUCACGAAGUCCCUCAGCCGCCGACCAACGCCACACUCGAAGAUGACCGGCAAAGUCUCAGGUCGAUGACCGGCCGCUACCGAGAAGCGUCGUCCUCGGAGCUGCAAAGCCUACAGGGUUCAGGCACGACCACCUCGAAUCCCUUUGCCGGGUUCUUCAACUUCUUCCGCAGCGAGAGUCCAAAGCCGCCACCCGCUGUGUCUCCUAAGGUGAGCAAGAUUUACAAGCGCAGCCAAACACUCAAGGCGGACGACUGGCUCUCCCCCGAUCCCGGAGCAACUUCCAAGUCGAAGGUGACCGCCGGAGACGAGCUCUCUGAGGAACCAGAGAGCGUGUCAGCUCCCCCGAGGACAACCAUAUUCGAGUCUGCUGGCGACCUCCUCAACCCAAAGCUGCCGUCAAUUGAGUUCAUCAUCGAUCCGUCCAAACGCCCGCGCACGAUCUUCCAUGAUCGCGUCUAUCAUCCGUCAGACAUCCCCCCGCCACCACUAAAGCAGCGGUCUUCCAGUCCUCUCACUCUGCUCCGCUGGGCCCCAACUGCCAGCUCCUCCCAGAAGACAGCCCGAAGCGAGACGUCCUCCCCGGCCCCGUUCCAGUCGGCCGACCGCAAAGACUCUUCUCCCCUCUCGCCGCAAUCCAACCCGGCCAACCACCCCGCCAGCGGCAGCGACGAAUCCACACCCAACAUCCUCACCUUCGAGAGAGACACCACCCACCCACCAACCUCGGAACAACACCCACCAUCGCAGCAGCAGCAGCAGCAGCAGCAGCAACCACCACCACCACCGCCGCUUCCCGAGGAGGACUACGUCGACACGUCGCAGAUGCGCGUCGAGGAGAAGAUCGCGCGCGCCUACCACAGCGGCCUGUCGUGGCGCAAGGUGCUCGUCAAGCUGGAGCCGGACGCGCACAACAACAUCGUCGUGCGCCGCACCUUCGCCAACGCCUUCGGCUGGCCCGUCGUGCAGCACCUGGUCGAGGCGCACUUCAGCGACGCCGCGCGGGUGGCCGAGAACGUCAGACAGCACGAGACGGUCACGAUGGCGGGUGCGGGCGGUGGGGCGCAUGAGAAGGCGAAGGCGAAUGCGGAUGCGCAGGGGGUUAGUGCUGGUGCUCGUGCUCGUGCGGGUGCCGAUGCGGGUGAUGGGCGUGAGGAAGAUGGACGUGGUGCGGGCGGCGGAGGAGCGGACAGCGGCGGCGAGGAGGCCGAUAUGGUGCCCGAGCUGCUGCCCAGUCCGCGGAGCGAUAGCGGCCGGGGGCGGGAUCACAACGCGCUCGGGUUGUUCGCCCCCGGGACCGAGCCCGGGGCCGGGCCGGCAUCGCCCACCACGCCGCGGCCUAACCUGGAUAGGCUGGACUCGGUCUCGUGGAGCGAGCGGGACUGGCUAGACAGCGCUGACGAGAGUGACGACGGCGGCGGCGGGCCCAGGACGGCGGACACGAAGAGCAAGAGGGGCAGCGGUGGGCUGGGCAUUCCGUUUGGCGGCGAGAGGAGCUCGAGUCCGUGGAGUUGGACGGAGAAGAUCGUUGGGAAAGGUGCUGCCGGUCGGUCCAAGUCGCCGGGUGAAGGGAGGAAGUAGCUAGACGGUGUUUUGUCGGAACCAUCGGAGUGUUGAGGGAACAGCGUUUGGCAUUUUCACUGUGGCGGGUGAUAUCGUUCGGUCCACUAUAGAUAGAGCUGGAUAGAGACGCAUACCUGUUGGGCAUUCUUCUAUCUUCGCUUUUCCUCUCCGUCUUGGUCUAGCUGCAUUCUUUCCUGGGGCGUGUGUAUGC
Thermothielavioides terrestris NRRL 8126 is the source of this 4333-nucleotide messenger RNA. RefSeq lists its product as uncharacterized. Bases 511 to 4140 code for a protein of 1209 amino acids. The record is from RefSeq and is a predicted model, not a curated record. Gene Ontology annotation, molecular function: monoacylglycerol lipase activity. The transcript has a single exon. Lineage: Eukaryota; Fungi; Ascomycota; Sordariomycetes; Sordariales; Chaetomiaceae.